AUGUUUUCAUUUUCAUCAAUAUCUCUCAUUUGCUGUAUUCUAUUCACAUGGAAUCAAGUCACCAAUGGUAUCGCAUGCUACGUCUGUACCAAUUGUAACGACCCAUUCAAUCCGACCUAUGUUGGUGUAUCAUAUCAAAAUGAUACGAAUUAUUAUUGCCGGAAAAUGGUGGUGGCAAACAACAUCGCACGGGAUAUGAUAACUUCUUGUACAUCAUCAAGUACAGCUGGUACUUCACAGUGGUGUUGUCAAACUAAUCUGUGUAAUAGUGCUCAAAAGAAUACCUUGGGUUUUCUACUUGCGAUCUCAGUGCUCAAGGUCUUCUUUUAG
Molecule: messenger RNA, 330 nt
Organism: Adineta ricciae
Lineage: Eukaryota; Metazoa; Rotifera; Eurotatoria; Adinetida; Adinetidae
Source: the annotation of a GenBank genome assembly